GACAUGUCCUCCAGCCUGUCCGAGCUCUAUCAAUCCUCACUGACCUUCUGGAGCCAUCUGAUCCAUCUACUGCUGCAGUUCAUCCAGAUCAACUGCUGGAACCACACAAAACAGGAGCAGGAGGAGCCACUCAGGCAUUCCAGUGCGAUAACCAGGACCAUGGAGGCCUUUGCGGAGGAGCAGCAGAGGAGGGUGCAACUGAAGGCCCAGGAGUACGCCAAAGUGGAGCUACUGCAUCGCCUGCUCGUCCAGCAGCAACUGCAGGAACUGGAGCAGCGCAGACUCAUUCGAUUGGCCCUCGCCCGAAGGCGGCUGGACUACUCGAGUUAG
Drosophila subpulchrella is the source of this 330-nucleotide messenger RNA. RefSeq lists its product as uncharacterized. The record is from RefSeq and is a predicted model, not a curated record. NCBI's taxonomy places the organism in Eukaryota, Metazoa, Arthropoda, Insecta, Diptera, Drosophilidae. Bases 4 to 330 code for a protein of 108 amino acids. The transcript has a single exon.